Homo sapiens (human) is the source of this 1180-nucleotide messenger RNA. It is a transcript of the gene ODF4, whose product is annotated as outer dense fiber of sperm tails 4. Gene Ontology annotation, cellular component: membrane. The transcript is spliced from 3 exons. The record is from RefSeq and is marked reviewed. The coding region runs from base 213 to 986 and encodes 257 amino acids. NCBI's taxonomy places the organism in Eukaryota, Metazoa, Chordata, Mammalia, Primates, Hominidae.
GUGGCAGUUAGGGGACCUGGCCUGCUGAAUGGGUUGGGGCCUUCUCUUGGAUCAAGAGUCUCUUAUUUGAUCGAGGUCUGUUAUUAGACUUCCUCAUUCUUUCUCAGACCUCAGGCUGCAUGGUGGCAGCUGAUGAAAAUAUCCAAAAGAUGAGAAGAGACAAUUGAGUCUGGUGAGGGAAAGGGGAGACAGAGGGUGAAGUGGUGCUCAAGAUGGAUGCAGAGUACUCUGGGAAUGAGUUCCCCAGGUCAGAAGGAGAAAGAGACCAACAUCAGAGACCUGGAAAGGAAAGGAAGAGUGGGGAGGCAGGAUGGGGCACAGGUGAGCUGGGACAAGAUGGGAGACUGCUGUCCUCCACCCUCUCCCUCAGUAGUAACAGGUCCUUGGGCCAGCGCCAGAACUCUCCGCUGCCCUUUCAAUGGAGAAUCACACACAGCUUCCGCUGGAUGGCCCAGGUGUUGGCCUCUGAGCUCAGCCUGGUUGCCUUUAUCCUACUAUUGGUCGUGGCCUUCUCCAAGAAAUGGCUGGACCUCUCUAGGAGCCUCUUCUACCAGCGCUGGCCCGUGGAUGUCAGCAACAGAAUCCACACAUCAGCCCACGUUAUGUCCAUGGGGCUCCUGCACUUUUACAAAUCCAGGAGCUGUUCUGACUUAGAGAAUGGGAAAGUCACCUUCAUCUUCUCCACCCUCAUGCUAUUCCCCAUUAACAUCUGGAUCUUCGAGUUGGAAAGGAAUGUAUCCAUCCCCAUAGGCUGGAGCUAUUUCAUUGGUUGGCUGGUGCUUAUCCUAUACUUCACCUGCGCGAUCCUUUGCUACUUCAACCAUAAAAGUUUCUGGAGUCUGAUUCUGAGCCACCCCAGUGGUGCCGUGUCCUGCAGCAGCAGUUUCGGCUCAGUAGAAGAAUCUCCAAGGGCACAGACGAUCACAGACACCCCCAUCACCCAGGAGGGAGUCCUGGAUCCUGAGCAGAAGGAUACACAUGUGUAAUCUUUUCUGAACUCCUGGCACCAAGUUCUGUCCAUUCAUCUGACCCCAUCUCCUCAUCCUCCCCCAGCCCUUGAAUAGGUUGGUCCUCAUCAUUGCAAGGAAUGAGAAAGGGAGGAUUUUGCACUCCUCUGCUUUCUCCCUGCCUUGAUUGAGCUUGAGUGAUGUGGAAUAAAUUGUCCGUCUCUUCUUUCUCA